Molecule: messenger RNA, 1076 nt
Organism: Drosophila serrata
Lineage: Eukaryota; Metazoa; Arthropoda; Insecta; Diptera; Drosophilidae
Source: RefSeq, a predicted model, not a curated record
GUUAUUCAACUUCAUCUACAAUUUGAAUUCGUUAUUAAUUUUCACAUUUUCAACACGUAUCCCCGACUCACUCAGUUGUUGUUUUUACAAGCACACAAGUUCUAGUACAGACUAGCGAAAAUUUCUUCAAAAACAUGUUUGAAAACAUUAGUUUUCUUUUCCUAUUUGCAAUGGCCCUUAUAUCCUGGGCUGUGCUCUGCCUCCAGCAUCUGGUUGAAGUCCAAAAGCGCGCUGCCUCCAAUUAUCAUGAGGAAUUCUACAGAGAGCGACCCGAGAUUGCUUUUGAGCCACGUAUGAGCCACAAGCCCUCAGAUCCAAUUGCUGUAAGAGGAGUCUUCAAUUUCACUUUGAGCUUUUGGGUGAUACUCGCAGUGACCUUUGGCCUGUCGAAGCUCCUUCAAUUGAUCGAAAGACAGGCCAAGAAUUACCUGAAGAACCUUAAGGCGCUACAGCCAGUUAACGCAGUGGAAUGCCGAUCCUUGACAGAGUAUCCUGUCGCAGAAGAGAAUCAACCAACUCCCGAUUCAGUUGCAGUGGAAGAAAAUGCAGCUCUGAGGGAGCAGCUUAGCGUUCUUGAAACGCACUGUUUGGAAAUGCGAGAAAUAAUGCACGAACUGAGACUGAGCAAAAGUUCCACUAGCCAAUCCGAAGAUGAGGGUGUAGUAUCGUUGAAUCACUCUGAAGAAUCCUUGAUGAUUGGAAAGAGAAUGAGCUACAUGGCAAUGUCCCCUUCCACUCACUCUUUGCCACUUAUAAACUGCUCCUCCCAGCCUGGUCAGAAUAUCUAUAUCACAAAUAGCCACAUUCACAUCCGAGGACCCGUUUUCUGCUCGGAAAACAGAUUCAACUUGGAGCUCUCCAGGCAGGCAUCGAUGUAUGCGAGGAAGCAGAGCGAAUUUAUCCAAGUGUUUGGAAAAUAUAUCACCGGAUCCAAGGAGCGCCCCAUGAUAGCCGGAAGUAUGCGUUGCAACAACAUCCUUAUGUGAGGAGUGCCACCAAAUCUAUCAAUAGUACGCCUAAUAAACAUUAAUGUGCUUAAUUUAAGAGAGAAAAUAAGUAAAGUAUUCUAAAACCUA